Messenger RNA from Topomyia yanbarensis, 3297 nucleotides. Its product is annotated as fez family zinc finger protein erm-like. Gene Ontology annotation, biological process: regulation of transcription by RNA polymerase II. The coding region runs from base 1251 to 2771 and encodes 506 amino acids. The record is from RefSeq and is a predicted model, not a curated record. Gene Ontology annotation, cellular component: nucleus. The transcript has 5 exons. Gene Ontology annotation, molecular function: DNA-binding transcription factor activity, RNA polymerase II-specific; RNA polymerase II cis-regulatory region sequence-specific DNA binding. NCBI's taxonomy places the organism in Eukaryota, Metazoa, Arthropoda, Insecta, Diptera, Culicidae.
GCGCCCAUAGUUUAAAGUUUACAUGAGAAUUCGCAUGGGAAAAUUGAUUUUCACAUAAUAAUUCCUCCAGGAGUCUCCUGUUACCUCCUAAAAAUUUAUCGAUAUGUGGUUUCAAUAGGAAAUUCAACAGUAAAACAAUGUCUCGAAGACUGUGAAACGAUCUGACGCUUGUGGAAAAAGUUAUUAAGCAGAAACCGAUUGAUGGUCUGACGAUUGAUAAAAUAUUCUUUUUCUCUAGCGCCAUUGCUCGUGAGUAGGCCAAAAUACCGGCAAGUCAGCUUGCGAUUCGUUUUUGACCACCUGAAGGCCACACUCCAGGAAAAAGGUGGUCAUAACGAGCAAAAGUGAAUAAUUAAUUUUCCAAACCGAUUUUAUGGCCUUUGCAAUUGAUUACACUUCGAGUUCCGGACCCUGUAGUGACAGAACAGGUUUUACCUAAUUUUUUCUCCACUAAGGAAAUAUAUAGCAUAGUGUACAUUGCAUCAAUUUGCUAAGCCAAAUCAUGUUUCGAUUUCAUUAAUUCUUAUCAGCUUAAUCAGAAUUCCUUUUCUUGCAAGACAUCACGUAGGAUUGCUCAGGAACAUAAAUAGUGUUUUCGUUGCUUGGAGCUAGUGUCAAUCCGGCGCUAGCUCAGUCCUGUCACUAAGUUAAUGUCGAAUUCUGAUGAGACGAAAUCGAAACGCAAACUCAAUAACUAAUUUAGUUACAGAUUUUAUGUUACAGUUACAGAUGGUUUUAAGCAAUGUUCUCCUUAGUGGAAAACAAACACCUAAAUUUUUUUCCACUAAGGAUAGUGCAUUUAAAAAAAAUAGUCUCCACCAAAGUUCCAUAUAAACCAUGUCCAUCAUAAACCGUCAAAAAUAUUUUCACGACCGACGAGAAUUACAACAGUUCUGAUAUUUUAUGAGAAAAUACCAGCCAAUUUACCAAUCUGACAACACCAGCUUGAUAUUGUCUGCCAGGAUGGUAUUGGAUGUGAGUUGUGGGAAAACGGAAACUCAGGCACCUGACAUGCUGCCCACUUACUGCUGCUACAGCCGUAUUACUCCUACGCCUUCCUCGUAGGAGUGGGCGUUUGCGAGAAAGCGUGAGCGAAAACGAAACGCAAAUAAUGUGCACAAAAAAUGCUUGAAUGAAAUAUCUAUUUUGACCUUUUUCCUUCGGAAAAUGGGUGGCGUUGGGAGGAUAUUCGGACAGUUGAACACAUUUCACGCUAAGACUUCAAAGAGACAACUAUCCCAUGCGCAACGAUGAAGGCUUUAGGGAAAAACAAAUCAACCAUGAAUUUUUCUCCUUUCGGGACUCACUUUCCCGGUACCAUACCGGGGAUCCAUCAGUUCGCCAGCAGUGGGCUGGUAACUAGUGUACCGUCGUCCUCACAUGACACCAACAACCGAUACCAUUCCAUAAACUCCAACGUCAGUAUGGCUCAUUUCAAUCAAUCCCACGCUCCCAUUCUGGGGAAGUUCCGCCCAGAGGACUCAUCCAACGUGAUCAACCCAAAUAAGUACAACGGGCACACAAGUGCCCCCACAAUUACAACCACCAGUGGUCAGUACACGAUACCGUACAGUCAACAUUCGGAAGUGAGUGACCAUAAACAACGCAACAUGUACCCUCAAACAACGUCUGCUCUGACAUCCAUCGCUCCCGCGCAAUCGUCCCAGGAAAUUACGCAGGAUCUAAGCGCCCUGCUGCAACAAGCGGACAGCAAACGUGUUCUGCAGAACCCCAGCUGGCAAUCGCUGGCACCGGGAGCAUCCGUAGCAGAUUAUCUUUCACAUCUUCCGGGAACCACCCUUCCAUUGUCCCUUCAUCACUUCCUCAAAUAUUCUGCAGAAAACAUCAAAAAAGAAUCGCAAAACUCACUGUCUACGAUUGACAUGUCCCAGACACAGUCCCAAAACUUGAACACUAACAAUGUCCAACAUUCGAACGGUAUGAUAAUGCCUGCAUCGCAAGCGAUAGCAAGUAUUUUAGGGCAUCAGAACCAAAUUGGACAGCAGCCACAGCAGCAGCAUCUUAACCAGCAAGGUCCUGCUACUAGUUCCGGAACGGUGAAUGGGGCAAACAAUGCAAAUGGUACUGGAGAAACUGGGAAAAAGAAAAAGAAAAAGAAGAAGAAACCACCGAAGGAGCGUAAGCCACGGCCGAAGCCCGGUGAGAUUCAGGUACGAACGGCGCUCGACGGAAGCCCACUGUUCUUGUGUCCCGAGUGCCAAAUGGCAUAUCCUGAGCGGGAGCUGCUAGAGCAGCAUUUGAUCGGACACAAUCUUGAGCGUCGGUUCAUCUGCGAUAUUUGCAAUGCGGCACUGAAACGGAAGGAUCAUCUAACACGUCACAAGCAAAGCCAUAACCCCGAAAGACCGUUCGUUUGCACCAUUUGUCUUAAGGCCUUUAAACGCAAGGAACAGCUAACCCUCCACAUUGUCAUACAUUCAGGGGAAAAACGACAUAUCUGUCAGGAAUGUGGCAAAGGUUUCUAUAGAAAAGAUCACCUUCGCAAGCACACUCGUUCCCACAUUGCCCGUCGGUUGAAGGCCGAACUGCAGGCACAACAGGGUGGCACGGAAGGUACCUCGACAACAGGUUCAUCACGCGCUAACAAUCAGCCGAAUCAGAACCUUCAAAAUACCACCCAACAACAGCAGCAGCAACAGCAGCAAGUCCCUCCGCAGAUUCAGCUGCAACCUCAGAGCACAAAUCAACCCCAACAACUGCAACCUCCUCAGUAUCACCCUAUUCCUCCUACAUCGCAAAUGAUGCCCUAGAUGGAUUUCUGUUGAUCCAUCGGAGAACUGAAGCAAAUAAAUUUCACUCUUUCUGUCGCUGUCGUGGUUCAGCUUUUUUACUGAGCAGAAGUAUUUUUUGUGCGGUUGUCGUGAUUUUGGUAGCAUCUACUUGACUUGUAUUUAGCAUAAUCGAUAUCAAUAAUGAAUUAGAGUUAAAUGUAUUCGUGCAAUUCGAUCGUUUGUUUCGUUUAGUUGCUCCAACGGAGCAAAACUGUUUUAUGUUUAACUAUGUUCCUUCGUUCCAUUCUAGUCAAAGCUUUAGAAACCAAAUUAGACUAAAGUAAGUUUGUUGGUUAAUGUUUGAUCGCGCAAAUAAUUUAAAUUCCAAAUUUUGCUUUUGUGUUGCAAAUGAUCCUGUAGUUCAAAUAUUUAGUUUAGUCUUCUAUUCAACUCUUACAACAUACGACUAAGAAACUCAUAAGAAUACUGAUCUUAUACAUGUAAUUUAUUUAGAGAAUAAGGAGUCAUGAUCCAAUAAAACUAUACGCAAUAAUAUUCCAAUAAA